AUGAAGACACAGUUGUUGAUAGCAAUAGGGUUCAUUAAAUGUUGGGCCAUUCAUACACAAGCGAAAUAUGCCCCCGCCCCCGGAAAUCAGCAAUUCUGGGGUGCUUAGGAGGCACCCCAUCUGGUGCUUAGGAAGCACCCCAUCUGCCCCUUUGAUACCGCGGGAGCCCGAACUUCGAGCCCUAGGGGCAAGAAGGUAGGCUCCUGGUCCCGGCCAGGCGGGCAAAUAGCCUUGCUUGACUAGCGGAAACAAAAUCUCCUGGCCCGUUCCAUUUGUUACCUCUCGACCAAGGGCAAAAAUAUAACGCACGGCGCUGCGAUGCACAAAAACGCAGUAAGCUGCGCGGCCUCAAGCUCAUGGGAUGAUGGCCAUCUGCUCAGGGAGCAAAGACGAUCCAUGCCGGCGAUGAGCCAACCUCACACCCUGAGCGCCGUGGUAUCGUAGGCAUGCGAGCGCUCCACUUGUGACAUUUUGCAGCACGCAUGUGGGGUUUUUGCAUGCAGGCGCCAAAAGGUGAGCGCUGCACUCGCCAGAUGCGGCAAGUCCGCCGAUCCGGGUGUCACAUAAACGCCCGGUCUGCCGGGAUCUGGCGCUGCAAAAGCUCGCGGCUUUUCUAAAAGGAAUCCGCAUGCUACAGGCCCGAUUCGACAGCCGCAAAGUCGGCUCCUUUUGCGCCGCCGGAUUCCGGCAGAUCGGGUGGCUAUGUAACACCCGGAUCGCCCGCAUUCGCCGAUCCAUAAUUGGACUCGCCCGUCGAGCUUUUCCCAGAUUUCGUUUCUGUGCAUGACCGCGCCAAAAGCUAAAAGCUUGCUCGAGAGCCAGCUUCGAACUAGGAUUUAAUUACUUGCCGAAGACAGGCAUAAUAAGUAUAAAGAAGAGCAGUAGAAGUGCUAGACUCGGAAUCGCAACGCUCUAGCUAAGUAAUAAAAUACAGGCCCCAUAGUCACCAUGGUCCGAUCGAGGUGGUUUGGGUGUGUGUCUAUGGCGAUGGAACCUUCGGCCUGGGGCAGUAGAGAUGCCCCGCUCCUCUUUUUCAUUGAGCGCAGGCUGACUCUUCAGCCACGCGUGAGAUGUUGACUCUAAUAAAGCGCGCGGCUCUAGUGCGACGCGCUUAAGCACCAGAUGGGGUGCUUCCUAAGCACCAGAUGGGGUGCCUCCUAAGCACCCCAGAAUUGCUGAUUUCCGGGGGCGGGGGCAUAUUUCGCUUGUGUAAUUCAGGGUGAAGCUGAAGGUCCAGACAAUAAUUUUGAUGGUGGUUCUCCAUAAUCGAUCCUUUCCAGGCUCUAGCAGAUGCAGAUUAAUAUCGAUUGAGACAGGAAAAAAAAAGUGUAGUAAGUGAAAAGGUAUAAAUUUCAAUGCACGACGAGUAUGAGGACUUAGACGGAAAAGUGAUGUCAUGAAACCUCUAAAUCCACAAACCAGUCCCAGUCAAACCAAUGAUGUAUGAUGGACGAAAUGAAAAACAUCACAACAAACACUUUCGGCUAUUCUCACAGUGUGUAAAAUGCUGGCACGACAAGCAGACUGAAACUGCUGCCUCCUGUGCGCCUAUACCGAAUAGAAAUUCCUAGUUACCAGAGUAUCGAGGCGACUAGAAAAAAAAACAAAGUUGUCAAUCAUGUGAGCUUCUGUAUGCGAACUACUGAAGGAGGUUAAAAACGGGUAACAGGGGAACUCGUGUGCGAUUUCCAUCGAAUGUUCACAGAUAGCAGAACCGCAUAUAUGCUCUUGAUUCUCACUCUACUUGUGCAGUUGCAGUGUGUGGAAGAGUAUCUGAAUCUUCUGUACGUUGAAGUUCAAGUACAUGCUUCAAAUCCGGUGCAGUAUUGUAGCAGUGGUG
Molecule: messenger RNA, 1840 nt
Organism: Amoebophrya sp. A120
Lineage: Eukaryota; Dinophyceae; Syndiniales; Amoebophryaceae
Source: the annotation of a GenBank genome assembly